Messenger RNA from Funneliformis geosporum, 276 nucleotides. The record is from the annotation of a GenBank genome assembly. Lineage: Eukaryota; Fungi; Glomeromycota; Glomeromycetes; Glomerales; Glomeraceae.
AUGUCAGAUGUUUCAACUUCGGCUUCCGUUAAUACGCAAUUCGAUAAUAGCGAAAGUCAACAAUCGCAACAACUUUGUAGUUCUCAUCUUAACAUUAAUGCAAUGAAUUCCAAUUACCUUUUGCAACCUAAUCAAGAUUGUAAUGAAAAGUCAUUAUCAUUUGAAUUUGUAUCUCAAUUACUUGACGAUAAUGACAACCUUUCUCAUCGGCAUGUUCUACCUAAUAAUGUUUUUGUACUUUAUCAUAAGCAAAUUGAUGUUAAGAAAAUCUAUUAA